Molecule: messenger RNA, 534 nt
Organism: Cladocopium goreaui
Lineage: Eukaryota; Dinophyceae; Suessiales; Symbiodiniaceae
Source: the annotation of a GenBank genome assembly
AUGACAUCCGGGAUGAACACGUGCGGACGGAUGGGACGCACGGGAUGCAUCUUUGUCACCUCCCAGGCUGCCGUGAGGCAAAGACUUCCACAGAGGGCCUGCAAAGCGCAACUGGAUCCGCAUGCACUUCGUGUAUUUGUCAAGUUGGACGCUGUGAACAAGGACAAGUUGGUGCAGUGGCUCCAACAGGUGAUAGCAGUGGUGGCCAUCCUCGUUUUUGCUGUGCAACGCAGACCCGUUUCUGGCCAGGGUAAGCCUGUUGCAGAGCUUACCGCAAAAAUCGCAGGUGCUGGUGUAGCACGGGAGAACAUCAAGAUUUUCACGACAGAGACAUUCUCCGAAGUGGCGCCAGAUGCCUUCCUCACACUUCUCUUUAGCAAAUAUGCUGGAAGGAGGAACUACUUGAUCACAGAGACGGCCGAGACGCCCCGGCGCCGCUGGUUCGAAGAGCUCCUUGCCCUGACGCCGACAAACCAAGUGACGGUUUGGCUGGGAAGCGACUUCCAAGUGCAGGGCCGGACCAAGAAAAAGUGA